AUGGCUUUACCUCCAUCCCAGAGACUGUGGGUGGGGAUGUUGGUGGUAAUGGUGGUUGAGCUCCCUGGAGUCCUGCAGAAGUGCAUCUUUGAUGAGGUUCAGGCUCAGGUCAGAGCGGUCAGAGCUGCACCCAUCCACCCAGACAGCCCACCCAACGAGCCCAGACUCAGAUCCCUGACCGGGCAAGAGCACCCGCCACCCUCUAAGCAACAAACCAAUGGUGGAGGAUGGAGGACAGUGAAGUCCCCUCCUGCCUCUCCACAGCCAAUCAGGAUCCACACCUGGAUUCCAAGAGAGAACGACAACCUAUCAGACGCAGAGAAAGACAGACUGAAGUCAGCAGUGGCCGAGGCUGUGAGGGUGGUGUCUUCUUUACUAUCAGUGAACAGAGUACUGGGUCCUCUGCUGCUCAGCAGAGACGUCAACAAAUACUGCAAGUUUAUCUGGAGCAAUUCAAGAAACACCAACUACAACAGGUGUGGUCGAGCUAACAACAACUACAGGAGUGAGACCUGUCUGGAUGUGACGAUCCCAGAUGAUCACCUGGCUGGAUGUGACAUUUACCCAGAGCCAGAUUCACCUCGUAGGACUGUUCUCAGACCUGAAGGUGCUGGACUCCCUGACACUGACUUCCUGCUGUACCUCCACACACAGUCCACUGACAAGUGCAGAGCAGAGCCUGAUGUGUUUGCCUACGCUGUCCACUGCCAGACAGACACCCAUGGGCGACCUGUGGCUGGGGUGGUGGUCAUCUGCAGACUGACAGAAUCCACGUACAACCACCAGGCUACAGUACAGACUAUGAUCCAUGAGCUGUUUCAUGCACUUGGUUUCUCUAAAGAUCUCUUCCACACCUGGAGAGAUUGUUCCUCCUCUUCUCAAGUGGGUGCUGGAUGUUCACCUCGGGGGAAAGUGAUUCACUCUGAUGGAUCGGGCCAGAUGAGGAUUUACACCCCGUCUGUCAUCUCAGCUCUGCAGAGGCACCUGGCAUCAACUGACCCUGAGCUGGGAGGGCCGCUGGAGAACCUGGAUGUACAGCCAGGUAGAGUGUCCUCUCACUGGGAGUCCCGGGUCCUGCGGGGGUCCAUCAUGGCAGCGGUGCUGGAGGACUCCACCACAGUCCGGAUCGACCCAAUCACUUUAGCUGCGUUACAAGACACAGGCUGGUACACUGUCAACCUGAGCCGGGCACAGAGUCUGGUCUGGGGUGACGGUGAAGGAGCCAUGUUUGGCUCCCUGUCAACCUGCCAAGACAACUCCUCAUUCUUUUUCUGCACUGGCAGUGGAGUUGGGUGUCAUUUUCUUCACCUCCACAAGGGGGAGUGCCAGACUGAUCCAUACCUGGAGGGAUGUGGUGUGUUCAAACCCCUCAAAAAUGCAAGUGAAUGCUGGAAAAAGGACAACACCAGGCAGACAGCUGGAGACGAUUGGAGUGGGGAGAUUUUGGGCCUCAACAGCCGACAAUGUUUUCUUACCUGUAUCCUCUGUUUAACAUUAUUCUGUUCUCUCUCCACUUGUCUUUUACAUCUAUACAUACAUCAGUCUUUUGUGUCUAGCAGCUCUGUGGAGGGUCGCUGUUACAGACACAGGUGUACUGGACCAAACAGGUACCAAAUCCAGGUGUAUGGCUCUGAGUGGGUGGACUGUCCAUCAGGGGACACAGUUCAGAUAAAAGGAUACCAGGGUUUAGUUUUCUGCCCUGACAGGAGGUUAUGCCUGUACCCUGACAUUAACCCUCCCUCAGACGACGUUAAUACAUUUCCCUCUUCUCACACAAGG
Messenger RNA from Lates calcarifer (barramundi perch), 1779 nucleotides. RefSeq names its product ciliated left-right organizer metallopeptidase. Gene Ontology annotation, molecular function: metalloendopeptidase activity. NCBI's taxonomy places the organism in Eukaryota, Metazoa, Chordata, Actinopteri, Centropomidae. The record is from RefSeq and is a predicted model, not a curated record. The transcript has 13 exons. Gene Ontology annotation, biological process: cell adhesion; proteolysis. Gene Ontology annotation, cellular component: membrane; cytoplasm. The annotation marks the transcript as partial.